AGGCAUCGUUUCGUUUAGCAGUAGUAAAGCAAACCAAAACCAAAGGGCUCAACCCAGUCCACAGCCAUGGCAAGCGAACAUCUUCCAUCCUCCUCCUCCGCCGCCGCCGCCACUUCCCCAGUAAACUGGCACCGUUCGAUAUUCGACCUCCCUGUCAACUUCUUCGAUUCGUGUCGUUUGCUUUCUCCUUCUUUAACUUCAGUCUUCGAGCCCCUCUCAAUCUCCGAAAACUAUUCUUCAGAAAACCCUCAUAGCACCGAUGACAGGGAAGAAAAGAGCACCAAAACCGGCGUCUUUUUUCCUAGAUGGACUUGCAACACCUGCAAGGCUGAGUUUGACUCUCUUCAGGACCAGCGCUCCCACUUCAAAUCCGACAUUCAUCGUUUCAACGUAAAAUUAAGCAUUGCUGGUAAGGAUAUUGUAAAGGAGGAAGAUUUUGAUGAGUUGACUAUGGAUUCUUUCAAAGACUAUGAUGUCUCGAGUAUUUCAGGAUCUGAGGAUGAAGCUGAUAAGGGAGCUUAUCCUUGUAAUGAUGCUUCCAAGGGAUUGAUUGAAAAUAUUAGGCAGAAAUUGUUUAUUCUUCUUCAAACGGGAGAGAGAGUUUCAGUUUGGAAAUCUUUGAUUAUAAAUGAGUCUGAAAGUGUUUUAUAUGAAAAUGAUAAAGAUGCGUGGAAUGAUAAUCCUUUGUGCUUGAGAGAAAAUGAGGUUAUUGAGAGAUUGAGAACUUUGAUUCAAGAGCCUAAAGAUAGUACAAGUUUCAGGAUUGUGCUGCUUUCAAGUGGUGGCCAUUUUGCUGGAUGCGUGUUUCAUGGUAACACCGUGGUGGCUCACAAAACGUUUCACAGAUAUGUGGUGAGGGCCAAGGCUGGUAAGAAACAGUCAUCCAAAGAUGCAACUGGGAAGGCUGCGCAUUCUGCUGGAGCUGCACUCCGGCGGCAUAAUGAACUUGCGUUGAAGAAGGAAAUUCAAGAGUUGCUUGCUUCUUGGAAGUCUUAUUUUGAUGCAUCAUCUUGCGUUUUCAUUCAUGCUCCUUCAAGCAAUCGAAACGUGCUUUUCAAUGGGGAUAAAUCUUGUUUCAGUCACCAGUUUUGUGCCAUUCGAAAUGUUCCAUUAACUGUUCGUAGGCCCACCUUAAAGGAGGUCAAGCGUAUAUAUAGCCAACUCACACAAGUUUCUUAUGAAGUGGAGGAGAAAGAAAUUCCACCUAGCACCAAAGAAGACAUGUUGUUAAGUAGUAGCACCAAUGAUAAUGGCAACCUAGAUCCCUGCAAAGAGGAACUAGGGAAUGACUUGAAUUGUAGGGAUUCUUCUAAAAGUCCUUCAAUCAAUGUAAAAUCUGAUACUAUAUCAAGCGAGAGUGAUAGCGAAGUUGUUUGUACUUCAACACCUUUGCAUGAAGCAGCUCAAUCCGGAGAUGCUCAAAAAGUUCUGGAACUCCUGGAGCAGGGUUUAGAUCCCUGUAUUAAAGACCAAAGAGGGCGAACCCCAUAUAUGCUGGCUAAUGAGAAGGAAGUCAGGAAUACUUUUAGACGGUUCAUGGCUUCAAACCUUGAGAAGUGGGAUUGGAAUGCUGCUAAAGUUCCUAGCGCCUUAACUAAAGAAAUGGAGGAAUCUCAAGCAGCCAAGCAGGCAGAGAAAGAGUCUAAGAGGAAAGCGAGAGCAAAGGAACUAAAGAAAUUGCGUAGAGCCAGGGAAAAGAAAGCUGAGGCUGAGGCUGCCCAGUCCCAGAAAACCGUAGCAGUUUCACAAAAUCAGGCCACUGUAGCCUCGGUUUCAAAGGGAUGGCAAUCCCAAUCAGUUGGUAUAUCACGAAUCUCUAAAGAGGAAGAACUGAAGAGAGCACAGGCUCUUGAGAGGGAAAAGAGAGCCGCCGCUGCUGAGAGGAGGAUUGCUGAAGCAGCAGCUGCCGCCACCCACAGCUGUGAUGCUCAAGGCAGUGGCACGACAGUAGGAUCAACUACUAGUUUACAAUCGAAAAGUGGAUUAUCAGGUCCAGGUGAUAUUAGCUGCUCGUGUUGUAAUACAUCAUUGGCUGGAAAAGUGCCCUUUCACAGGUAUAAUUACAAGUAUUGCAGCACCUCUUGCAUGCAUGUUCACAGAGAGAUUCUUGAAGAUACAUAACCAGUUAUAUGCAUAUAUAUAUAUAUAUAUAUAUAUAUCAACUAGGCAUAGUGGGAUUACUCUAGUUAUAUAUGCCUCAUGUUUUUUUUCCAUAGUUAUUCACAAUUAAUAAUAUAUAUACUUUGCUGAACUAAA
Messenger RNA from Gossypium raimondii (Peruvian cotton), 2256 nucleotides. RefSeq lists its product as uncharacterized. The transcript has 7 exons. Bases 67 to 2121 code for a protein of 684 amino acids. Gene Ontology annotation, molecular function: protein binding. NCBI's taxonomy places the organism in Eukaryota, Viridiplantae, Streptophyta, Magnoliopsida, Malvales, Malvaceae. The record is from RefSeq and is a predicted model, not a curated record.